Messenger RNA from Galeopterus variegatus (Sunda flying lemur), 613 nucleotides. RefSeq names its product 26S protease regulatory subunit 6A-like. The transcript is spliced from 4 exons. The record is from RefSeq and is a predicted model, not a curated record. The annotation marks the transcript as partial. Gene Ontology annotation, molecular function: ATP binding; ATP hydrolysis activity; proteasome-activating activity. Gene Ontology annotation, cellular component: proteasome regulatory particle, base subcomplex. NCBI's taxonomy places the organism in Eukaryota, Metazoa, Chordata, Mammalia, Dermoptera, Cynocephalidae. Gene Ontology annotation, biological process: proteasome-mediated ubiquitin-dependent protein catabolic process.
CAAGAAAUUUCCCUGCCCUGGGCAGGCUUCUGGUGGGUGGAGAAGGGAGGGCUCUCCCCACGCUGUGGUCUCACCAGUGUCUCGGGCCUCUGGGGUGCCCCAGCUUUGACAGUGAGAAGGCUGGGGACCGGGAGGUGCAGAGGACAAUGCUGGAGCUUCUGAACCAGCUGGAUGGCUUCCAGCCCAACACACAAGUAAAGGUCAUUGCAGCCACUAACAGGGUGGACAUCCUGGACCCUGCCCUGCUCCGCUCAGGCCGACUGGACCGCAAGAUCGAGUUCCCAAUGCCCAAUGAGGAGGCCCGGGCCAGAAUCAUGCAGAUCCAUUCCCGAAAGAUGAAUGUCAGUCCUGAUGUGAACUACGAGGAGCUGGCUCGCUGUACGGAUGACUUCAAUGGGGCCCAGUGCAAGGCCGUGUGUGUGGAGGCGGGCAUGAUCGCACUGCGCAGGGGUGCCACGGAGCUCACCCACGAGGACUACAUGGAGGGCAUCCUCGAGGUGCAGGCCAAGAAGAAAGCCAAUCUGCAGUACUACGCCUAGGGGCACCCCCAGACCUGCCCCUGGUCUCCUGCUGGUUAAAGUUUGUAAUAAAAGAUGGCUUUGGGUCCCUGCCA